AUGUCGAAUUAUAGUGUAAUUUUUAAGGGAUCUGCUGUAUUUAUCGCAAUUUGCCUAUCACUCUGUAUUACCAUUCCCAUACUCCUCAUACGCAAAAUUAACCCAAACGAACGCAAAGACUUUUUCUCGCUGGUGUUUUUACUCGUACCUCUAGGCACCUUCUGCCUAUGGCUACUAUGGGUGAGUAUGUAUAUGUCUCAGAUGAAUCCGAUGAUAAGUCCGAUGCGCGUAAUAUUCAAAAAGGCUGAAAAAAUCGUCGAAAAAGUCUCGGAAAAACCAAAAAUUACUUUAAAAUAUUAA
Messenger RNA from Theileria parva strain Muguga, 300 nucleotides. RefSeq names its product ATP synthase subunit H family protein. Lineage: Eukaryota; Apicomplexa; Aconoidasida; Piroplasmida; Theileriidae. Bases 1 to 300 code for a protein of 99 amino acids. Gene Ontology annotation, molecular function: proton-transporting ATPase activity, rotational mechanism. Gene Ontology annotation, cellular component: proton-transporting V-type ATPase, V0 domain. Gene Ontology annotation, biological process: proton transmembrane transport. The record is from RefSeq and is a predicted model, not a curated record. The transcript has 3 exons.